Molecule: messenger RNA, 1511 nt
Organism: Malaya genurostris
Lineage: Eukaryota; Metazoa; Arthropoda; Insecta; Diptera; Culicidae
Product: reticulon-4-interacting protein 1 homolog, mitochondrial
Exons: 4
Coding region: 188-1375 (395 amino acids)
Cellular component (GO): mitochondrion
Molecular function (GO): oxidoreductase activity
Source: RefSeq, a predicted model, not a curated record
UUCAAAGCGAAGUAAAAUAACUGUGUUUUACUGGCAACACUAAACUUGGCAACAAUCAUUGAAUACUUUAACACGUUCAACACAUAUUCAAUGUUUACUAGUCAGACUUGUUUUAUGCUGUGCAGUUUUUUGUGAUUCGGAGUAUAUAAACAUUUAUUUCGAUUCAACUGUUGAAGCAGAACUAAAAAUGUACUCAAAACACUAUAUCCGUUUGGUGGCACAACAAUUGCUGAUUGGACGAUCGAUGUCCACGGUUUCCGGAGUACCAUCGUACAGUAGAAAGGUUCGUCCGGUUAGUAAGAUGCGUGGCUGGCAGAUACACUCAUACGGGAGUCUUGAUGAAGUACAGUACAGCGAGAGUUUGAAAAUGCCUAUGCUCACGUCUCCAAACCAACUGUUGGUCAAAAUUACGGCAUCAUCCGUAAAUCCGAUUGAUGUAGCCAUGAUAAAGGGCUACGGAGCGUCAGUAUUGAACACAUUAAGAUGUUCGAGUCAAAUAGAGUUCCCCUUAACGGUGGGACGCGAUUUUUGUGGAGAAAUUGUACAGAAAGGUCUAGGUGUUUCUAGUCGAGAUUUGGACAUAGGCGACGAAGUUUGGGGUGUAGUUCCUGUGCACCAGCAGGGAUGCCAUGCUGACUAUGUAGUAGUAGAACGAUACUGCCUUUCUAAAAAACCGGAGAACCUGAGAAAAAUUGAUUCCAGUGCUGUGUUGUACGCAGGCCUUACGGCAUGGUCUGGACUUUAUAUUACUGGUCAUUUGGGAGGAGUACUAGGAGCUAUUUCACCCGUGGGAGGUGGUCGCGGCAAAAAGGUGCUUGUGUUAGGCUCAGCUGGCGGUGUGGGGACAUUGGCGGUCCAAAUUUUACUCGCAGAAGGUGUUGAAGUGUAUGCAACGUGCUCCUCUGAUGCUGUUGAGUCUAUUCAAAAUUUGGGUGUUCCAUACGUAAUCGAUUAUAACGAUCCGACACAUGUGGAGAAACUCGCGACUGCGGGAAAGUUUGACAUCAUUCUCGACUGCGCGGGAAAGGGAACAGAGUAUGCUACGGAAGUUCCUUGGAAGUUCGAACAGUACAUCACAUUUAACUCUCCUGUACUUAAAAAUAUCGACGAUCAUGGUUUCGCCACUGGAAUGUAUCAAAAUACAAUGAGUAUUGUUCGCAACAAUGUUGUCUCGGCUAAUGCUCAGAAAGGACUCGUAAAAUGGGGUUAUUUCGUUCCUGCCCCUCAAGGUGUCGCCUACCUUCAAAAACUCAUAGAAAAGGGUAAAUUGCUUCCUGUUAUCGAGAAGAUAUUUUCGUUUGAACAAGUGCUGGAAGCAUAUGCGCGCGUUGAAGCUAAACAUUUACGAGGAAAAAUUGUAAUAGACUACAACUAAGAUGUCAGCAACGAAUUUUUAUUUUCUAACUGCGUACUUAUAUAACUCACUACUUAAAGAAACGAAAUUAAAACAUUGAAUUAACAAGAGCUUACCUGAGACAAUAAAUGUGACUUCAUAUGUAUGAGUUUACCAA